Molecule: messenger RNA, 1422 nt
Organism: Diutina rugosa
Lineage: Eukaryota; Fungi; Ascomycota; Pichiomycetes; Serinales; Debaryomycetaceae
Exons: 1
Coding region: 1-1422 (473 amino acids)
Biological process (GO): regulation of transcription by RNA polymerase II
Cellular component (GO): SAGA complex
Molecular function (GO): transcription coactivator activity
Source: RefSeq, a predicted model, not a curated record
AUGACCUCUCCUGUGAUGGACACACCAGCGCCUAGAGAAGCUCUGACUUCUGCCCCUGCUUCUGAUGCCACCACUGACAUACCCACCCCCAUUAAGAAAGAGCCGGGUACCAUGGCUGUCAACGGUGACAUCGUAGCGACGGAGACUUCGGCAACUCCCCUGAUCCCCCCAGCAUCUACCACCAUCCCAGCACUGACAACUCCGGCUCCCAACUCAAACGGAACCGCUGUGGACACUUUGGACAAGAAGUCACAAUCUUCCAAAAAACAGGACAAGAACAAGACUACAAAACGGCUAGAACUUGAGAAGCUUAUGCGUGAGUUUCAAUCCAAGUUGGGACCUAACUGGGAAAAGUAUCAUGAGGCGCUUCUGUAUUUUCUUAUUGGUAAGCUCAGCCGGCCCGAGCUUGUUUCCAUAAUACUGCCCCUCUUGCGCAAUGAUAACUUGGUUCAUUAUCACAACAAGCUUUUACUUACCCAAUUGGCUAACUCCACCAAGGAAUUUGCUCCUCAGGAUUAUGUCGCCGGGGCAGACGACUUUGCUUUUUUCUGGAAUAAAAAGGCAGCAAAGCUGACGAAGGUUAAGCUGCUGCAGUACGAGAAAUUCAAACAAAAUAUCAUGGGAUUGCCAAUCAAGGAGCGGUUGCGGAUUAAGAGCAUCACCAAGGACAGCGGUAAGCAAGGUAAACUCAACCAAGGAAUUACUUUGACUCGGCAUAGUCUUCUCCCAAAAAUCCCAAUGAUUCAAGAUAAAGAACAACAACAGCUACAUGUCAAUUCUUUGGUGCAGUGGCAACAGGAUGUUGUCAAUGGUAUCAACACGCCAAUCUGUACCGAUACCUAUGAACUUCCUGAUUACGAAACACUUUCAAAGAGGGUGCUUAUGACAAUGCGCGAAUAUGGACUUACAGGUGGUGUGCUGGCUUCCGUUUUAGAGGUACUUCUAUUGGGUCUUGAGCUGUAUCUCAAGAGUAUAAUGGAGAAGGCUAUUGAUACUGCGAAGUACAGAGAAAACAAGUACAGCAAUAAUGAUUAUUUACCAUCCACACUGAUCCUUGACGAAGACGUUCUCAGCAGCCCCGCGAAGAGGCGGAGGGUUGAGGAGCCUAUACGUCAACUGACCAAAGAUACCACUUUAGGCAUUGAGGACAUAUAUGAGACCCUAGAAAUGUUUCCUCACUUGAUCGAACCAUGCGGACCAAAAUAUCGUAUCAGUGGAGUUAUGCUUGAAAACGAUGAUGCCAGUGCCAAUACUUUAGACUACCAAUUGCCACCCAAGCUGGAUGCAGCACUUCUAUUGGACAAGGAUAUUGAAAAAGAGAAUGAUAAAGACAAGCCCCCAGCUCCUCCCAAACCCGACGCCCAUAUCGGAAACACAGAUGACUUGAAAUGGAUGCUACAUGAUUUGAUCACAACGAUGUAA